AUGACAGCCUCCGUGCUCCUCCACCCCCGCUGGAUCGAGCCCACCGUCAUGUUCCUCUACGACAACGGCGGCGGCCUGGUGGCCGACGAGCUCAACAAGAACAUGGAAGGGGCGGCGGCGGCGGCAGCGGCGGCGGCAGCGGCGGCGGCGGCGGGAGCUGGGGGCGGGGGCUUCCCCCACCCGGCUGCAGCGGCCGCGGGGGGCAACUUCUCGGUAGCCGCAGCAGCCGCCGCCGCCGCUGCCGCCGCGGCCAACCAGUGCCGCAACCUGAUGGCUCAUCCCGCACCCCUGGCGCCAGGCGCCGCGGCCGCCUACAGCAGCGCGCCGGGGGAGGCGCCCCCGUCCGCCGCCGCUGCCGCUGCUGCCGCCGCUGCAGCCGCCGCCGCUGCAGCCGCCGCGUCGUCGUCGGGAGGGCCCGGGCCUGCGGGACCAGCGGGUGCCGAGGCCGCUAAGCAAUGCAGUCCCUGCUCGGCGGCGGCACAAAGCUCGUCGGGGCCCGCGGCUCUGCCCUACGGCUACUUCGGCAGCGGCUACUACCCGUGCGCCCGCAUGGGCCCGCACCCCAACGCCAUCAAAUCGUGCGCGCAGCCCGCCUCGGCCGCCGCCGCCUUCGCCGACAAGUACAUGGACACCGCGGGCCCGGCGGCCGAGGAGUUCAGCUCCCGCGCCAAGGAGUUUGCCUUCUACCACCAGGGCUACGCAGCCGGGCCUUAUCACCACCACCAGCCGGUGCCCGGCUACCUGGAUAUGCCAGUGGUCCCGGGGCUCGGGGGCCCUGGCGAGUCGCGCCACGAGCCCCUGGGGCUUCCCAUGGAAAGCUACCAGCCCUGGGCGCUGCCCAACGGCUGGAACGGCCAAAUGUACUGCCCCAAAGAACAGACGCAGCCUCCCCACCUCUGGAAGUCCACUCUACCCGACGUUGUCUCCCAUCCUUCAGAUGCCAGCUCCUACAGGAGGGGGAGGAAGAAGCGGGUGCCUUACACUAAGGUGCAGUUGAAAGAACUCGAACGGGAAUACGCUACCAACAAAUUCAUUACCAAGGACAAACGGAGGAGGAUAUCAGCCACGACGAACCUUUCUGAGAGGCAGGUCACAAUCUGGUUCCAGAACAGGCGGGUCAAAGAGAAAAAAGUCAUCAAUAAGCUGAAGACCACUAGUUAA
Chionomys nivalis (European snow vole) is the source of this 1161-nucleotide messenger RNA. It is a transcript of the gene Hoxa13, whose product is annotated as homeobox A13. The record is from RefSeq and is a predicted model, not a curated record. NCBI's taxonomy places the organism in Eukaryota, Metazoa, Chordata, Mammalia, Rodentia, Cricetidae. Bases 1 to 1161 code for a protein of 386 amino acids. The transcript is spliced from 2 exons. Gene Ontology annotation, molecular function: RNA polymerase II cis-regulatory region sequence-specific DNA binding; DNA-binding transcription factor activity, RNA polymerase II-specific. Gene Ontology annotation, biological process: regulation of transcription by RNA polymerase II.